Messenger RNA from Blepharisma stoltei, 2836 nucleotides. The record is from the annotation of a GenBank genome assembly. Lineage: Eukaryota; Ciliophora; Heterotrichea; Heterotrichida; Blepharismidae.
AUGUCUCUUCUUCCAUUAAGUAACUUAAAAUACAAAAUGUCUGUAUUUGGAGUCAAAGAAUGGUGAAGUGUGCAGUGUGGGACUGAGGAAGAAUACGAUGUUAGGUCAAUGUGCAGAAUGGAGUCCGGAAAUAUCAUUGUUGGAUCACUACAAGGUAUCAUUAGGGGGUAUAAACCUCAUCGUGGCGAUUUUUCACCUGAUGAUUUGCUGUUUGAAUCAAGAUUAGAUAGCAUUUUGCAAGUAGAAGCAGGGUUGUUUUCACACUCUCAGCAAGAAACUAUUGCAAUUUUGCACCCAAGAUCGUUAGAAGUAUCCGUUAUAGCAAACUCAACUCUAAGACAAGUAUAUGAGCAUAAAUUGCAAAGAAAUGCAUUUAACUUUACAUAUGGAAAAUUCGGAAGUUAUAACAGAGAAGGACGAGAUUUUAUAUGCAUCCAGUCAUCAGAUGGGGCUUUAGGAUUCUAUGAACAAGAAAACUAUAUUUUUGCUGUUCAAUUACCUGGAUUUCUAACUCCAGGACCUUUGUUGUAUUGUCCUUCAAACGAUUCGUUUUUGCUUUGCAAUGCCAAUAUGCAAUUAGAAUGCUACAGAUAUGCUAGACUUAGAGAUGCAUAUACAAGCUAUCAGCAAGGCCAGUCAGCUACAUUUGAGGCUGAGUGGAAAAUUAUACUAGGAGAAUAUGCACAGGAAAUUAGAGCUACUAAAAGGCAAGGCAACGUAGAUGUGUAUGUGCUAGGAGAGCAUACUUUAUUUGGAAUCAAAAUCAAUGGAAGCUUAAAAAUACAGAAAAAGCUCGAUUAUGUGCCGAGCUGCAUGUGGGCUUUUGAAGAAGAUUCAGUAUUAAUUGGAAGCUUUUCUGGACAUUUAUUGGUAUAUAAGAAUACAAAACUUUUAUGAGCUGCAAAAAUGACAACAAUACCAGUGGCAAUCCGGGUAAUUGAAUUAGAAAUGCCAGGCUUGAUUUUGUCGUUAGAGGAGCAUGGAAAGCUCGAUGUGAGCUACUUAGGGACUUCUCCUAUGCCUUAUAGUGUUGUUCCUGUCAAUAAAACACAAGAUUAUGCAAGUAUGGAUAGGGAAUAUAGAAAUGUCAUUAACUCUCUUUCAGAUUCACCAAAUAAACUAGAGCCUUCAAUUAAAUUGAUAAUUAUUCCACAAGUUCCCAAAACACCUGAAAGAGAUAUGCAUACCUUUGAAGGCUUUGCAAGUGAUGAUGAAGGAACUAUAGUCACAAACGUAAAAAUUGGGCUUAAGUAUGAUGGGGAUGUAGCAAAAAAUGUUUGUGUCCAAAUUGAGGUUCCUUUUAAUAUAGAAUGCCCUGACAAUCCUAUACACAUAGAGGAAUUGCGAGGAACUGUGAAUAUCCCAAUAAGGUUUUUAACAAAGCCUCAUAUACCUUGUUCCCAUUUAAAUGUUAAUUUAAAUGCAACUUAUUUUGUCAACGAAUCACCUAGAGUCUCAACAGUAUCCUUUCGACUUCCUCUUCUGCAGGUAAUAAUUAAUAUGGUGGCAGAAUAUGUUCUUGCAGACGAACUACUUUAGCGCCAAAAUGGCUCUAUAGCCUUAAUCAGGUUCAGGCCCUUUGAUUCUAACCCCAAGCUUGUUGUAUGAAGGCUGUUGGAGUUAGUGACCUUGGGAGUCAGCUUUUGGCCAUUCCAGCCCAGGUAUUAGUUAUCUGGAAGGUUUUUGUGUCACGGGUUUCUUUUUCUGCUUAUUCCAGAAGGCCUUGGUUUUUUCCUGGGGUGCUACCUCUCCAAAGAUGGCCGGCAGGAGGUAUCGGGAUAGCCUUUACCUCCAUAGCACUCUAUGGCGCACUGGAAGGGCGUCUUCCUAACCCGUCGAGACUCUUGGGAAUCACAGUGAAAGCGCUCUCCUAGAGGAGAUUACUGUUCCAAAUAGCGGUAAAUUUCCGCCCAGCAAGCAGGCUGGCGUUGGUCAAAAGUAUGCAGAGGUAUCAAAUUUGGAAGACGCUAAGACUCUUAAUUUAAUUCUGCAGGUAAGCACUCUAAUAAAGCCUAUAAAAACCGCUGAUUUCAAAAUCACACUUAAAGCCAGACAAACGUUGAAUCAGCUUAAAGAAAUUUUUUUCGAUGUCGCAUUGCUGAGUCCCAAUGCCAUUACUUUUCAACUGUUUAAUGGAGAGCAUGUGACUGCAAUCAUUGGCAAAACUGGAGAGAGAUUUAGAAUUCAAUCGUCUCACUUCCAUACCCUUUGGCUGAUGGUAGAAGAAAUCUGUUUAAGAGUCGGGCAUGAAAAAUUAGCAUUUGAAGAGCCGCUUCCAUUCCAAGAUUUAUUCCAAAAUGUUGACUCACACUUUGAGGCGAGAAAACAAUUAAAAGACGAAGAAGAUAACUUAGGAAAGCUGUGCGAACAAUACGCAGCUAUCCAAAAAAGACUUUUAGUGAGGUUUAAAGAUAAAAACCCAGCGCCGCUAAAUAAUUUGGAUUAUUUAUUACAUGUAACACAUUCCCAAGUUAUGGCAAGGGCAGAAAACGUAGAAACCUUGCAAGAGCAGCUGUUGAUAGCUUCACAAAAAUUAAGUGCAAGCAUAAACUUGGCUUUGUUACUGUUGAGGAUGAGAUUUAAUUUAGAUAAUCAAAGUUUUGAGGUAUUAAGCAGACAUUUAAACCCAUUUGUAAUGAAUGGAGAGCCUGGGUGGCAAGAAGCAACAAACGUAGCUAUGACUUGAUUAUUGAAAAGCGUUCUAGCGAAAAACGAAAAAGAGGCAAAUGCACAAUUAGGGAAUUUAAGCUUCCCGACUUCAACAGAAAAAUUGAAAAAGCAUAUAACUAUUGUAUGUGAUAGGCUAGCUAAGGGAGGCAGACUUAUAAGAGAGUAA